AAUCGCUCCUCAGUGGCAACAGGUCGAUUAGGACAAAAUUGCCAUUGCGGUUCCAGGUUGAAGGCAAAAGAUGAGCAGCUCCGCGCCCACCAGCGCCACCAGCUCCUGGCACAAGCGCGUGGGGCGUCAAAAGCAACAGGCCAACAGCAAGCUGGGCUCGUGGUUCGUGAGCAAAUUCGCGAGCAAGAACAAGCUGCUGCGCGAGCACGACGAGGAGACGGCACAGAAUCAGCGGCGUCGGCCGGUCGGUACGCUCAGCGCCGUGACAAACCAGCAGCAGGCGAACGCUGCGCGGCGCGAGGAGCUCAGCCGCAACAAGCCUGUGCGCCAGAAGAGCUUCCUGCGCCAGCAGCUACAGGAAAUGAAGCGGCAGUCGGCCGAGGCGUUGCAACGCGCCCAGAAGCGGAUGGAUGGGGAGAUAGUCGAGGUAGAUGAAGACGAUCUUGAAGAGAAAUCAUCUUCCGAUGAGGAGGAAGGGCUCCACGUGGUCGACGACCCGGAGGACGCUCUGCGUGGCAGUCUAAGCAGCAACCCGGCGUCGUCUAGGAGGUCCAGCACCUGCUCGCGACGCCGCAGUGCUGCCGAGGAACAACAGGAACGCGAGGAUGAAAUUCUGGCCCAGGAAACUCAGAGAGACGAGUACUCGGAGGAGGCGAAUCGACGCAUGAGUCAGGCCACGCAGCUGUACGCUGAGGCUAUCAAUGCUUUGGACUACGCGCUGCAUCCGGAACGCCAACCGGACCGAGAGCCAUCUCCAAAGCCAUUACUUCUUGGCGUCAAGAAAGGAAGUGCGAAUAUGCCCAAAAGUGAGUGGAUUUGAGCAAAAUAUUUGAAAAAAGUUUUGGGUAACGCCAGACUGACGGAAGGAAGGCAGUUUGAAGACGUGACGGAAAAAAAAUGGGUGACAAAUUGGACGGUGGAGGUGUAGGCGGUGUAUAUCAAGAUUUUCUUCGCCAAGUGGAGGACGUAGCAGUAGUUUGGUAUAAAAGGCGACGGCGAUAUUUUAUUUUUUUUUUGGAAAGUACUUAGGAAGAGCACUAAUUACAGUAGUAAGAGAGUAUGAACGGUGAAUAGCAAGCGAUAAAGCUACGUGUAUUGGCAAUCUCUAAGAAGAUCGAGAGAAUGCAACAAAGUGGGGGUCUUCUAGUGGAUGAGUCUCCACACGAACGUAGCCGUCAAACGUCAACUUGUCCGUCUUCAUCUCGGCAAACGUUUGACGUUGGAUCUUGACGUCAAACGGCAAGUAGCUACAAUACACAACAGUGGUAUUAUAAAUAUAAAUCCAAGAAU
Molecule: messenger RNA, 1290 nt
Organism: Phytophthora nicotianae INRA-310
Lineage: Eukaryota; Oomycota; Peronosporomycetes; Peronosporales; Peronosporaceae
Exons: 1
Coding region: 71-820 (249 amino acids)
Source: RefSeq, a predicted model, not a curated record